CAGAAAAUAAAUAUUAAAGAAUUUAAUUGACAAAUUUUUACAAAUAAUUAUUAUUUUUGAUUUGAUAUAUUUAUAUGUUAAAUUAGUUGUGUCAUUAAAAAAAUACAGUUUGCACUUUUUGGUCAAUUUUCACGGCGGUCAUCUCCACUUUUCUCAUUUCGCACUUUUUAAGCUGCUUGUGAAAACGUAACACGCUUCAGUUCAGGAACGAUAUUAAUUAUAAAUCACAUGAGCGCUUUGACAUACUCGGUACACUAUUUGCACUAUAGUAUUUAUAGUAUUAUUUUCUUAUUAUUAUUUCCUUCUAUUUUCUACUGAAAGCGGUUUUUAGAUGGUUGCUGGCAGAAUGGAACCAAGCUAAGAACCAAAUUUCUAUUUUAUUGUAUAUUUAGAAAUUUAUGCCGACUACUGUAGUUGUAUUGAUUGUUAUUGUUUUUUAAAAGUUGAUAAAUAUCUGAAUGCAGUAUUUCUAAAUUUUUGUGUAUGUUAUGGCUCCCAUUGCGCAUGCACAUACACACAUAUAAUGUAUAAUAACAAUAAUAAGAAGAAUAUUCUAAAAUAGUAAUGAUAAAAUAUUACUAAGCUGUACAAAGCUUCGGAAACAUAUGUCAAAGGCUGGUAUUCAUAGUCGAAUUUUAUUUCAAGAUCGUCUCAAGCAAUAUCUUAAGAUGCUAAUACAGCUCUGUGAUUGGCUGAUGGCAUCUUAGCACAGUACUUAAGAUGAUCUUAAAUAUAAGACCCGACUAUGAAUACCGGCCAAAGUGUCCAUGUAAAUUAUAGCUAACAUUGUCUCUGACAAUGCUGCUUGAGCGUUUUAUGAGCAGUUUGAAAAUUAUAAAAUGAGAGGAGUAGAAAGGACCAUUGCAAAGAUCAAAAAGAGCAAAUUGACCGCAGGUUUAGUUUAAAAUAAUUUUGUAUUAAUCUUUGCGGUGAGAUUUUAUGCUAAUCAGAAAUUUAAUAUUUAAUUAUUAUAUUCUGAACAAAAAUUCGAACAUUAUUUGUGUUUACUUUAAAUUUAUCUAAAAAUUCAAGCACAUACGAUCUAUUAUCUUAUAAAAUAAUUUAUUUAUUGUUAUUGCCACAUUGAAAUAUAAAAAUACAUUGUGUGUUGAGAAAAAAUUACAGCUGUUAUUUUUUAAAUUUUUAUACCACACUGGUUCCAAAUUUGUUCAUCACUGAAGAAAAUUUAGAUUCAAGAUCAAAGCAUUUGUAAAAUUAUUUAAUUUAUUCACACCUAAUUUAAUUACAUUUCUUAUCUAUAAUAAUUUGUUAAUUAAUUUUUUUAAUAUCAUUACUCUGAUAACUGUGCACAGCAUCGUAUUGGCAUUUAAAUACUGUUUUAUUUUUAAAUUAUAAUAUUCUAGAAAAUAUUAUACCACCAAACAAAUUAUCAACAGAAAACGUUUUCUAGAGUAUGUUUUCGAAGUAUUAUUAUUUUUAGCUUUUGAAAUAUUACAGAAUAUUUCUAGAAACAAAGUAGUAGUGCCAACAUUUGUGAUCUUCUUCUUGUAAAGAUAUAUUGAAUAGAAUAUAUUGAAUACAGACAAAGAAAAGCAUAAGAAAUAGAGAGAGAGAGAGAGAGAGAGAGAGAGAGAGAGAGAGAGAGAGAGAGAGAGAGAGAGAGAGAGAGAGAGAGAGAGAGAGAGAGAGAGAGAGGAGACAUGGAAGGGGAGAAAAACGGAGUAAGCAGCUCUCAAAUCGGAAUGUGAGCUUAGUUGAGCUGGAACACAAUAAGGAACCUACAACUCACAUAGCAAGUUGACGAUAUUUUAAUAUAAAAAUGACAACGCUUUAAUGUAUUCAAAUUAACUUGCUACUUGGAAAUCAAUGUGGAAAUCAAUUGACUUAAUCAAUAUAUAAUUAGUUUGCAUUAAAGUUGUUGGACCACAGAAUAUUUUAAAUAUAGAGAACAAAUAUUUUAUUGUGAUCAAGAGAAUCUUCAACGUAUGUGAAUGAUUUACUUCAAAAACAAGCUCGUGGCACUAAGUUUGUUCCAGGUAUGCGAAUUAGCCUUUUAACCUUUUACUCCUUACUUUGAUAGUUGCGAUAAAAUUGUAAAUAACAAGAACUUUUACGAUAAAAAAAAUUUGUGCAAAAGUUUAUUACAAAAAUCAUUCGAUUAAAUCGAAAAACAGAUCUCCAGCAUUACCUUAACAAUGUAUAAAUAUUAACUGUUAAAAAAGUUAUAGUUUGUAAUAAUUUUUCUCAUUAAAUUUAUUUCCUAAUAAGGUAUAACGUGUAUAUUGUUGCGUAACUGCAUGAUAUUCUUUUUUGUAAAGAGAAAAGUGUAAAAAAUUGUCACUAAUUUAUGUAAAAAUGUUAGUAAGCAUACGGCACAAAAUAAUUUAAAUAUUUCAACAAUAUAAAAAUAUUUAAAAAUAAAUGUUUAAUAAACUAUUAAUACAAUAAAAAUACUCAUUUAAGAAUAAAUUAAUUUUACCUUCAGAGGAGCUUUAAUGUAAACAGCCAAACGCGUCAAUUAGCAACAAAAUAAGAUAAGCGAAAAUGGAGGAGGCUUAUGUGCCAGACAACAAUUCACUGACGAUAGAAGACACUUUACAGCCUAUAGUGUACACCUCCUGGCUCCUGGGCGUCGGCGUUGCACGUCCGCGAAAGUAUCCCAAGAUUAUAACAAUAAUCAUACAUAGUCUUUACCUAGUCCUGUGUUUUGUGAACAUAGUGUACAAUGUGAAAGAUUACCAUAUUUUUCGUGAAGACUUCGAUAUUGAUACUGACAUACAUAAAAUAAUGUUCUUUGCUAACCUGGGGAUAAUUUACGUAGUAACAUUUUAUGACGUUUAUCAUGGAAUUAAACUGUACGACAAGUGGCCGGAGUUAAUGGACAGAAUAAAGAAUCUCGAUCAGAAGAUCAACGAGGAAACACUCAUGAAUGACAGAUCACUAAAAAUCAUGGAAGCGCUAGCGAUUCUAACAACAUUUGCUUGGUCCCUAAUUACGUACAUCUCGUAUUAUUACUUUACAAAUGUACAACACAUUUUCGUGUCUAACUUGUUGUUCUUUUUCAUAGCAGCGCGUUCUCUGAUCAACAGUUUUGUGUUCGAUAUUGUCGUCUACGUACUGUAUUACAGACUCCGAACGAUAAAUCAAUUAAUCGGCCAGUUGAACAAGUCAUCCGAAGCGACAUUAAUUGCACUUAAGAUUAAAUGGAUUAGAAAAUUGCAUAAUGUUAUUUAUGAUCUCGUCGUCAUGAUAAAUGAUAUUCACGGCCUUCAUCUCCUUCUGUGUGCGGUGAACACCUUCACCGUAGUUAUAACUAAACUACUGAUAGUCUAUUUAAGUGUAAAAAGUGUAAAAAAAGAUUACACGGUUAUAUUGGUAAAUAAUGGUAUUUGGAUUCUGUAUACCAUGCAAUUUGGCCUAAUGUGCUGGAUUUGCACGCUUGCGCGUCAGGAAUCCAACAUGAUUGGAAUAAAUAUAAAUGCAUUUGUACUGAAUUGCAAACCUGUGAAUCUUGAUAAAGUAAACAGAGUUAAAAGUCAGUCGUAUCCGGAUGUAUCAAUUGAAGACCCGGGCAGCAAGAAAAAUUUUAAUCGGAACGGCCAUAAUUUGAAUUAUGUCGUUGUGGAAAAUCUCUUGUGCAAAGAUAUAGCCCAAGACUGUAUUAGAAACGAGAUCAGUGACUUUUUGAUUCAACUGCAACAGUAUCAAGUGACAUUUACGGCCUGCGAUUUCUUCGAAAUGAGUAAUGCUUUGUUCUGUGGUUUUAUCGGGGUGAUUGCCACUUAUCUAAUAAUCUUCAUUCAAUUUCAUCAACAAUCUGAACAUAGAAAUAUUGAUAAUGUGAUACAAAUGGCACCGGAACAUAAUUAAGUUUAACAUAUCUCAAGAUAUGGAGUAACGCUAAAAUAUUUUUCUUUUUUGCAUUGUGUGUUAAUGAUAAUUGUUUUUUUUAACAUUAAACUUAAUAAUUAAAAGAAAUAAUGUCUGUAAAUUAUUAUUAAUUUUUUAUAUUAAAAUAAAAAAAAAUUUAUGUAUAAUUCGAGAAAUUAUAUUUUAUAUAUAAAAAUUGAAACACAAAGAAAUUAUAUAAUACAAUAGUAAUAAUACAAAAAGCGAUAAAUACGAAUUGAGUAUGAUAAUUAGAGUAUCAUAUUAACUUUUAAAAAUGUGAUAAUAAAAUUAUAAUUAGAAGUUUUAGUUUUUCUUUAAGCUAUUUUCAAUAUGUUCACUAUAUUCUAUGUAAAAAGAAGCACUGUACAAUAAUCCAAAAA
Molecule: messenger RNA, 4232 nt
Organism: Monomorium pharaonis (pharaoh ant)
Lineage: Eukaryota; Metazoa; Arthropoda; Insecta; Hymenoptera; Formicidae
Exons: 3
Coding region: 2506-3831 (441 amino acids)
Biological process (GO): sensory perception of taste
Cellular component (GO): dendrite; neuronal cell body; axon
Source: RefSeq, a predicted model, not a curated record